Panicum virgatum (switchgrass) is the source of this 883-nucleotide messenger RNA. RefSeq names its product rapid alkalinization factor-like. The transcript has a single exon. Bases 225 to 560 code for a protein of 111 amino acids. NCBI's taxonomy places the organism in Eukaryota, Viridiplantae, Streptophyta, Magnoliopsida, Poales, Poaceae. The record is from RefSeq and is a predicted model, not a curated record.
CCCCACCGCUCGCUGCUCUCUCCCUCCGUCUCUCUCUCUCUUCUCUAUAAGCCCAGCCGCCCGCACCCAGGGAGAGAGAGGACGUCCCCAAAGGAGAGAGAGAGAGGCACGCGCAGCAUCCAUUCCUUGCCGCUGCCGCCGCACACUCCCAUUGCAGAGCCCCACCCCGCACAAAAGCAGAGCAGCCACUUUCCCCUCCCGCUCCCCAUCUCCGUCCUCCUCCCAUGGCGAGAUCGACGCGCGGCGCGCUCCUCCUCCUCCUCGCGCUGCUGGCGCUGGCGGCGGCGGCCCGCGCGGGCGACGUGCCGGCGGCGGCGCUGGGCUGGGAGCUCGGGGUGGUGGGCGCCGCGGAGGACGAGGAGUUCGGCUUCCCCGCCGGCGGCGACUCCGUGGCGCGCCGGGUGCUGCAGGGCGGGUCCGGGUACAUCAGCUACGGCGCGCUGCGGCGGGACAACGUGCCGUGCUCCGUGCGGGGGGCCUCCUACUACAACUGCCGCCCCGGCGCGCAGGCCAACCCCUACUCGCGCGGCUGCUCCGCCAUCGCCCGCUGCCGCGGCUGAUCCCUCGCCCGCCCGCUUCGGCACCGGCGACCGCCGGGAGGAAGAGGAGAAGGUUCAUCCCGUUAAUCCCUCGCCGUUCAGCAGAAAAAAAGGAAACUGUUCAUCUGCCCCUUUUAAUCAAUUGUUAUUGUUAUUAGUGCUGGUAUUAUUUGUCUUGUCGUCCAUGCUUAGCCGAGGAUGAUUGGUGGUGGCUGGGCUGAUUCAGUUCGGAUCCGUCUGUCGGGUCCUGUAAAUUGCACGCAUGAUUUGUGGAUCAUCAUCGAUCCACUGGUGUAUAAACUGAUGAUGAUUGAACCAGCAUGAGUUGAUUGCGAUUGUAGCCA